Molecule: messenger RNA, 1477 nt
Organism: Suillus paluster
Lineage: Eukaryota; Fungi; Basidiomycota; Agaricomycetes; Boletales; Suillaceae
Product: interferon-inducible GTPase-domain-containing protein
Exons: 3
Coding region: 155-1267 (370 amino acids)
Cellular component (GO): membrane
Molecular function (GO): GTP binding
Source: RefSeq, a predicted model, not a curated record
GUGGAGUAUAUAUCACCUGGACGUUGCAUUCACAUUACUGCAAUCCAUACCGAGGUCGUAUCGGACGCGACGGAGAAGACGUUGCUACACAGCCCUUCUCAUCGUCAGGUUUCCCCCCAUUUUUUUGCGCUUCAAAGACCUAGUUGCUCCAGCGAUGCUCCAAGCUGCUCCAGUGGUGCUUGCAGCUGCUUCAGAAAUGCUCGCAGCUGCUCCAGCGAUGCUUGCAGCUGCUCCAGAAAUGCUUGCAACUGCAGAAAUGCUCGCGGCUGCUCCGGCGGCGGCGGCAGCUGCUCAAGCGAUACUCGUAGCUGUUCCAGUAAUCCUUAUCCCAGCAAUAACGGCCGCCUGGUGGAAGGAAAGAUGCGAUCGUGAGAAGGCAGAAAAGGAGGCAGCCAAGGCUGCAGAAGCUUUUCGCAGAGCAAACGAAGAGAAGCUUGUGACUGAGCGUAAAUGGUUAGAAGGAGUUCGCCCAGAGUGCCGCCCUUCGGAGAAGGAUAUGGUUCGGAUGAAGGCCAAGUAUCUUUAUAGCCCAAACUUCCUCCACCUUGCAGUUGUCGGCUCUUCUGGAAGUGGGAAGUCAUCCUUCAUCAAUGCCGUCCGCGGCCUAUCCAACGAUGACCCUACCGCCGCUCGUACGGGCAUUGUCGAAACUACUAAUGCCGUCACGAGAUACCCUGAUCCACGCCCAAACUCCCGAAUCAUUUGGUAUGACGUUCCCGGAGCAGGCACUCCAAACGUGCCUGACUGGCAGUACUUCAAUGACCUGGGCCUCUACAUCUUCGACUGCAUUAUUGUGCUCAUUGACAAUCGUUUCUUGGACUCCGACCUCGCCAUCCUUCGCGCCUGCAGGCAGUUCACCAACGUUGAGGCGUUCAUUGUCCGCUCCAAGUCGGACCAGCACAUCAACAACAUGGCGUACGACAGGAUGCCAAGAGGUUUCGACCUUGGUGAUCCUGAUCUGGACAACGAGACCCGUUCUCGAUUUCAGCAAAUGAAAUCUGAAGGACGGAGGAGGUUCAUCGAGGAAACGCGUCAGAGUGUACAACUGAACCUCGAGAGCAACAACCUCUCUCCUAAGACAGUCCACAUCGUUUGCAAGGAUGCCUUGCUUGCGGCAUUUGGCAAUACGCCCUCCCCAAAGGCAAUUGACGAGGCAGAACUUCUGAAUUAUGUUGGAGAAUGUGUGGUUAGGCGUCUGCAGCUGGGGCAUGAAAAGCCUGCACUGACAGCCCCAUUGCUCGCACGAAGCUCAGAUUAUGCAACAUAAACCCCGAUGUUUUCUUUUGUUGGCUGGUUUAUUAUUUAUUUUCUCGUCAGAUGUGACAUCCCUUCGAGACCGCCCCCUUCCCCUGUAGUUGCACGUGGUAUUGCAUUCUCGGAAAAUGUCGAUUCGUUUUGUUACUUAAAACUCCUAGUUGCAUCAUUUUGACAAUGAAGUCUGGAACAAUCAUCAGGAAGUAUGGGGUCGCAGGGUGUC